AUGCUCACGAUGUUCAUUGGCAUGGAAUAUCAUGAAACCAUGGAACAGCACGGAGGUGCAUUGAUGAAAAUCCUCAAGGUCAGAGAAUACUUCGAAGCAUUGGGACUGGACAUUUGGGAUGCUUGGUCGUUCUUCAAGUUGUUGGACCACGGCGGGGAUGGCUCGGUGGACCUCGAAGAUUUCUUUGAUGGAUGCCUGCGCUUCCGGGGCCCUGCACGGGCCAUGGACAUGGGACGCAUCAUGCAGGAUCAGAGGCCACUCUGGGGAAGACGGGGAAGACGAUUCUUCUGGAGCUUCAUGAUGUCAUUCGUGUAG
Messenger RNA from Durusdinium trenchii, 315 nucleotides. The record is from the annotation of a GenBank genome assembly. Lineage: Eukaryota; Dinophyceae; Suessiales; Symbiodiniaceae.